This is a messenger RNA of Harmonia axyridis, 1118 nucleotides long. Its product is annotated as protein CDV3 homolog. Gene Ontology annotation, cellular component: cytoplasm. Lineage: Eukaryota; Metazoa; Arthropoda; Insecta; Coleoptera; Coccinellidae. The record is from RefSeq and is a predicted model, not a curated record. Bases 79 to 801 code for a protein of 240 amino acids. The transcript has 3 exons.
CCAAAUUGUUCAGGUUCUUUUCAACUUUCGAUUACUUGUGUAGUGUACGUAUUGUUGUACGGUUAUAUUUUCUGAAUUAUGGCAGAUUUAGACGAUUUUUUCGCUAAGAAAGACAGAAAAAAAAGCAAAAGUAAUAAAAAAUUUUCCACAACUGACGAAGUGGCAAAAAAGUUAGAAGAUAAUGCUAAGAAAACGGAAAUAAAAAAGAAGCCGGAACGUCCAGCGGAUGGAGAGGAACCCAGCACACCUGAGGUGGAACAAGAUGAAUGGAAAGAAUUCGAAGAGGAAAAAAAGGAUUAUACAGGUUUAAAAAUUGGUAAUUUAAGUAUUAACCCGAACAAUGAUGGAAGUCAAGGAAAUACUGAUUCAAAUUCAGAACAACAACAAGGAGAGGAAGGAGAUCAACAAUCUGAUAGAAAGGCUGGUCCCUGGAAAAAGAUUGAAGAUAUGGAGAAUGCUGCACCACCUCCUCCUCCUCCCAAAGUUGAAGAAAAGCCCAAACCUCAAAACAGAACUGGAACGGGAGCUUAUGUCAUUCCAAAAUUGAGGCAUCAACAAAUUCAUAAUCGAAACCCCAAACCUGUUGUAAGGGGAGCACCUGAUGUUCAUAAUGAGGAAAUGUUUCCUACUCUGUCGAAAACUAAUGAAACGAGAAGAUCUAGAAAUGAAGGGAGUUUUGAAGUUGUGCAACACAGCAAAUCGAGUUCAUAUCGGCAUUUGGAACAAACAAGGAUGAAUGCUUCAGAAGGACCUAAGUUAACUCUUGGAAAUCGUUUCAAUAAACUUAGCCAUGAUAGCUAAUGUUUUGUACAGUAUAGGGACAUAUUUGAAAAAAAAAACGCGAAAAGAGGUUCAGGACUUGAGAUUUUAUUGUUUUUAUCUUCCUAUUUCCAAUACUGUACAGAGUGGUUCUAUAUAAAUUUUGAAUGAACUUAAUUGCUUUUUCCCAACAUCGAUAUGAAGAACUUUGUAUCCUUGUAAAUUUGAAGUGAGUACAUUUCGAUAGAAAAUUACUAAGGAAAAAUUUAUUUAUAUAAAUGAACUGAUAUUUGUUAUGUGUUGUGAAAAUACUUCCUAUUCAUUGGUUCACAAGAGUGUCAAUAAAACUUUGAAAUGAA